GCUCUUCGAACGCAGAAACCCCGUAGCGCAACACAGCAGCGCCAUUCUAACCGCAACAAAAUCCAAAAUGGCAGGAGCUGAUGGAGACGACUCUCUCUACCCCAUCGCAGUUCUCAUUGAUGAACUGCGAAAUGAGGAUGUCCAGUUACGACUGAACAGCAUCAAGAAGCUGUCUACUAUCGCCUUGGCUCUUGGUGUUGAGAGGACUCGCACUGAGCUCCUUCCUUUCCUCACAGACACCAUCUAUGACGAAGAUGAGGUGCUCUUGGCCUUGGCUGAGCAGCUUGGCAAUUUCACUAUGUUGGUGGGAGGGCCAGAGUAUGUCCACUGUCUCUUGCCUCCUCUGGAGAGCCUUGCUACAGUUGAGGAGACUGUAGUCAGAGAUAAAGCUGUUGAGUCCCUGCGGAAGAUCUCUCAGGAGCAUUCUCCAGUUGACCUAGAGGUGCAUUUUGAGCCUUUGGUCAAGCGUCUGGCCAGUGGUGACUGGUUCACUUCUCGCACAUCUGCCUGUGGUCUCUUUAGUGUCUGUUAUCCUCGUGUCUCCAGCACUGUCAAGGCAGAGAUCCGCCAGCAUUUCCGCACAUUGUGCUCAGAUGACACUCCUAUGGUGCGUCGUGCUGCAGCUUCUAAACUUGGAGAGUUUGCCAAAGUCCUGGAGCUGGAUUAUGUAAAAAGUGACAUAAUUUCCCUCUUCACCGCUCUGGCCUCUGAUGAGCAGGACUCUGUACGUCUGCUUGCUGUGGAAGCUUGUGUCAGCAUUGCCACACUGCUGCCUCAGGAGGACCUUGAGUCCCUGGUGAUGCCAACACUGCGCCAAGCUGCAGAAGAUAAAUCCUGGAGGGUCCGCUACAUGGUUGCUGACAAAUUCUCUGAGCUCCAGAAAGCAGUUGGGCCUGAGAUCACCAAGAAUGAUCUGGUGCCGGCCUUCCAGAAUCUUUUGAAGGACUGUGAAGCUGAGGUCCGUGCUGCUGCGGCCAACAAAGUCAAAGAGUUCUGUGAGAACCUCCCAGAGGACAAUCGUGAGCAAAUCAUCAUGACUCAUAUUCUGCCCUGUGUCAAGGAACUUGUUUCAGACACCAAUCAGCAUGUGAAGUCAGCCUUGGCCUCCGUCAUUAUGGGCCUUUCCACCAUCCUGGGAAAGGACAACACAAUAGAGCACUUACUGCCUCUCUUCUUGGCUCAGCUCAAGGACGAGUGCCCCGAGGUGCGUCUCAACAUCAUCUCCAACCUAGACUGUGUGAACGAGGUGAUUGGCAUCCGUCAGCUCUCCCAGUCACUGCUGCCGGCCAUUGUGGAGCUGGCAGAGGAUGCAAAGUGGAGGGUCCGCCUAGCCAUCAUAGAGUACAUGCCUCUGUUGGCAGGACAGCUGGGAGUGGAAUUCUUUGACGAGAAGCUCAACACCCUUUGUAUGGCCUGGCUUAUUGACCACGUGUAUGCCAUCCGUGAGGCGGCCACCUGUAACCUCAUGAAGCUGGUGGAGAAGUUUGGAGCGGAGUGGGCGCAGAACACCAUUGUGCCCAAAGUGCUGGGCAUGGCCAACGACCCCAAUUACCUCCACAGGAUGACCACUCUAUUCUGCAUCAAUGCGUUGUCAGAGGCGUGUGGCCAGGACAUCACCACAAAGCAGAUGCUACCAGUGGUCCUCAAGAUGUCCAAUGACCAGGUGGCUAACGUACGCUUCAACGUGGCCAAAUCCCUUCAGAAGAUUGGCCCGGUCCUUGACAGCAAUGCCCUUCAAACAGAAGUGAAGCCUGUGCUGGAGAAGCUUGCCACAGACACAGACAUGGAUGUCAAGUACUUUGCCCAGGAGGCCAUCAGUGUUCUGGCCCUCGCAUAACCAAUCCAACAUGGCUUCAACAGACAACCACCCAAGACAGCAACGCAAACACUUUUACAAGAUAUUUAUUGAUGUUCAGGAACAACUGGUAAAUGUAUAGAGAAAUCUGUUAACAAUUGUUUUAUCCAUUUUUCUUUUUUCCUCUUGUUUACUGUCCAAUAGUAGACUAUGUCCAGGCCUAUCACAGGCUUCUUCGUUAACCCUCUUUGCUGUAAAUGGGUGCUUUAACAAAGGCAAAGUGUGAUGAAAUUGCAUUUGGUAAUGCAUGCUGACUAAUGUGCUACUGUUCUAGCUAAGCAUCACUAUCCAGAACCCCUCCUCACAUUCCUUCCUUUAAAUCCUCGGCCACUGUUUUCUUUAGCCACAGUCGGUGCAGCUUACCACAUGUCUAUGAUCGCUACCUAGAACGCAAGGCUGAGCUAGCUCUCCGUACUGCUGCGCUUUUAUCUCAUUGCUAGAUGCAAACUUUGAGCAGCAGAUGGUGCAGCAAGCUGUUUAUUGAGCUGAGCUUCCUGCCUUCUGAUAGUUGUCUUUUCCACGAGACACUCCUUGUAGCUCUCCAGAGAACUGAUUGAGAAGUCUGUGCAGGUCUACUAGGCUGUCUUUUUUUUUUUUUUUUUUUUUUUUUUCCCACCUGACCAAACUUGUUGUUUCCUAAAUGGUUCACAGGAUUGUUCUAUACAAAGCUCUGACAAAGAAAUGAUGGGGUGUCCAUUACUGCAUGUAAUCCGAUGAACUCUCGAUGAUUGCAUCUACUAAUCAAUCUCAAACUGUCCUUUCCCAACCCUAUCAACCAGACUGACACACCCCUCCGCAGCAACGCAGAUUUAAUUGAUCAAACAAUUGAAUAACAUCGGCCCAUUGCAAUAGGCCCUUUUCACGGCAUCUAUUUUGACAUGUCAUAGCAGGGUAAACAUGGGUGUAAUUGAUGAAAUGAAUGAUGUCUCAUUCUAUUUAGUGUCACAGUCAUUCCAGUGAGCCAGCUUGCAAAAUACCAGGUCCCUGGCACACCUUAAAUGCAGCACGGCCAUAAUUAAUGUUAUUAAUUCCACCUGCGUUUACUCUGCAAUGACGCGUCAAAAUGACUGCUGUGAAAAGAGCCUAUAGAGACCAGCUACGUCAGGAAGUGGAGCUCAUAAUUAUCCCUCCUCUAAAUCUUCAAUGAUUUUGUUGAUGUGCUAGGGUGGGAAAUGGUUGUCAGUAGUGAUUUUCUUCAAAAUAGUCUCUGCGUUGCUCUUAAUCUUUGUGCCAAUGACUUUGAUAAGCAGUGGUGUUUUCUUUUAGUAUGCCUGGGUAACUAGUUUUCCUGUAAAGAGACUACAAUGUCCUUUUUUCUUGAAGGGACACUUUAUUCCUUGGAUGUUAAUAGGAGGGUAAAACUAACUUGACUACAGCUAAUGAAGACCAUGGGAUUAACAAAACCAGUCCUAUUUCUGUCCUAGAGCCAUCAAGUUUUCCCCUUAAAUCCAUGCUAAGUCCUUCCCUGUAAAUGAGAUUUAGAAGCAUAAGGUCAGCGAAUGUAAACGGUCAUCCGAGGAUUCUUGCUUACAAAUCUCAACACGAUGGAGAACAAAUGCAUGCUUUCAAAGAAAGUGGGAUUGGGGACAUGGAGAAUGUGUACGUAAGGCUGCAUAAUGUUUUAAAGGGUUAUUAGCUGGGGUGGUUAUGGGCCGGUUGAAUAAAUGUAUCUUCUGUGUUGAUAAAAUAAACUUCUGUCUUUCCUCGAACUACUCCCGCUGUUCCCUUCUCCACCCCCUCCCCUCAUUUUGUUCUUCAAUAAACCUUGAUUAAUUGUC
Molecule: messenger RNA, 3633 nt
Organism: Anoplopoma fimbria (sablefish)
Lineage: Eukaryota; Metazoa; Chordata; Actinopteri; Perciformes; Anoplopomatidae
Gene: ppp2r1bb
Product: protein phosphatase 2, regulatory subunit A, beta b
Exons: 15
Coding region: 68-1837 (589 amino acids)
Biological process (GO): protein dephosphorylation
Cellular component (GO): cytoplasm; protein phosphatase type 2A complex
Molecular function (GO): protein binding; protein phosphatase regulator activity
Source: RefSeq, a predicted model, not a curated record